This is a messenger RNA of Tyto alba (common barn owl), 3355 nucleotides long. It is a transcript of the gene CAMLG, whose product is annotated as calcium modulating ligand. Gene Ontology annotation, biological process: tail-anchored membrane protein insertion into ER membrane. Bases 65 to 937 code for a protein of 290 amino acids. The transcript has 4 exons. Gene Ontology annotation, cellular component: GET complex. Lineage: Eukaryota; Metazoa; Chordata; Aves; Strigiformes; Tytonidae. The record is from RefSeq and is a predicted model, not a curated record.
CGCUGAGGCCGGGCGGCCCCAUUGUGCGGCGCUGAGGGAAACGCCGCGGCCUUUCCUGGCGGGGAUGGAGGAGGGCGGCGGGGCGGCAGCGGCGGCCCUGGGGGCACCCGCCGGCCUCUCGGCCUCCCAGCGCCGAGCCGAGCUGCGGCGGAGGAAGCUGCUGAUGAACUCGGAGGAGCGGAUCAACCGCAUCAUGGGCUUCCACCGGCCCGCGGCGGGCAAGGAUGAUGAAAGUCACACAGAAUCAAAGCUUCAUCACGAACAAGAUAAAUCAAACUCCCUUCCCAUUCCUUCCGUUUCCAAGCGAAUUGUGCUUGGUGAUUCUGUCUGUAACAUGGCAGGCACGGCUGACCAUGCAGGCAGCAUGUUAGACCUCAAAGGGGAUAAGGACUUGUUCAGUAAAACUCCAGAGCUUGUCAAUGAGGGUACAAGUGAACUGCGUCACCGUAACAGAGGGGAACUGCCAUCUGAAGCUGCACCACGGCCACCUAGACAUGGAUUAGACCAGUACUUAUCCAGGUUUGAUGAAGCUCUGAAGCUGAGGAACCAGCUGAUGCAUGAGAAGCCAAGCCAAGAGAAUGGGAAUGCAGUGGAGGAGUUUGACUCUUUCCGCAUUUUUAGAUUGGUGGGAUGUGCUUUGCUCGCCAUCGCAGUCAGGGCUUUUGUGUGCAAGUACCUGUCAAUAUUUGCACCAUUUCUUACUCUACAACUUGCUUACAUGGGACUGUCCAAGUACUUUCCAAAGUGUGAGAAGAAGGUGAAAACGACAGUAUUAACUGCAGCUCUUUUACUGUCUGGAAUCCCUGCAGAAGUGAUUAGUCGCUCCAUGGACACCUACAGCAAAAUGGGAGAUGUUUUCACAGACCUUUGUGUCUAUUUCUUUACUUUUAUCUUUUGUCAUGAACUUAUCCUGGUUUUUGGUUCUGAAGUACCAUGAUGUCUGUAGAAUUCAACACAGUUACACUAAAGCUUUCUGGACUAUAUAUCCUUUAGCAUCUGACUGGGCAGACAGGUUUAAACCUUCAUUAAAAUUCUUACCUGUUCAAAUGCUUGAAAGGAGCCUUAAAUUCAGUGAGUUUGGGAAAGGAAGAGCAGAGUCCCAGACUGCCAGUUGUUGGUUCAGUUUAUUUAAAUACUGUGUCUACCUAUUACAAAUGUGAAGAAUAGGAUGCAAGUGUCAGUGGAUGAUUUAUUUGGUCUAGAUGAUGCCCUUCUCAGCCUCCUUCAUAAACAUCUACAAAGCUGCCUUUGUUCUUUUCAGUGAGAACAAAGAUAAGAGACUUCCUAUCAGCAGAACCAUAUAUAUAUAUACAUAUAUCCAGUAUGACUAUAGCUGACAAGAACUGCUCGUUUUGUGAUGUUCCCAUUUUUUAAAGAAAGCUCUACAUAAAAGAAAUCCUUGUAUUCUGUUUAAAUUCAGAAUGUUGAACAAAGUAGCUGCUUCUGGAGAAUGUUGGUGAAACAUGCCACUGUUGUCCUAACGCUUGCCUUGCUAUACAUUAUUUGUUGUGAUUGUGAUUAAUUUCAUUUGAUGAUUAUAGUGCUAAACAGCUAAGCAAAACCAACAACAAAAAAGUCCUUUUGCUUCCAAAUGUAAUUAAUCAAAAAGUAGGAGGAAACAAAAUCAUUCAUCUCACCUGUUUGUGAGUUUCCAGCAGCCUAACCCUAGUGUAGCUCAUACAUGUGCUUCCAUUCUGAUGCCUUUUCAUUAUUACUGUUCAUCUCAUGAGGAGAAAGUUGUAUAUAUUGGCAACCAACCUCCAGUAUCAAAAGUUUGCUCUAGUAUAUGUAAAACUUACAAGGGAAUUUUUUUUUUUUUCUAGCUCCUUGCAGGAUUGCAUAGCACAACUUUCAAUACAACAUUAAUUUUUUCAGUUUGUCUCUAUUACCAGACAUUUCCAUGUAAACAGAAUCUUAACUCCAGAGGAGUUCUGCUCCUGCUGUGCAGUACUACAACCCAACAGUAUACAGUCUUUGAUUCAGCAGUUACUUAAUUUAACCUUUUUGGUGUGUUCUUGAAAUUGCCCCAGUGAAAUCACAGUAGACAUUCCUGUUUAAAUCCUAUAUACUACAAGUUUCAGUGAAAUAAAGCAGUGCACCGAGUUGACUUCCACAUGAAGAUCUAUGUGUGAAGCGAGAAUAUAAUUUUGAAUUUCUUUCUGUGGAUGUCCAACCGCAUGGGUGACAAGACAAGUAGAGAUGAGUCCUGUCACUGGAUAAAGCUGCAAGCUAGUGAGUGCUUUUGUUUUCAUUCUCAUACGAAUUUUGCACAGUGAGAGGAAGGAAGUGUCAUUCCAAAUAGUCAGUAUAGACACUGAUAAUUGUGAAAAUUUCCAUUGAAGCUAAAUUUGAUAUUAUUUUCAACUUGUAGUUUUCUGCCUAGAAUCUGUACUUUCAGGUAUUCUAGGCCAAUGCCUUUUCUUAGCGUAGAGAAACACCUAUGUAUCUUGGUAUUUAUCUGCAUAAAUUUUUUUAGGGAGCAAAAGUGUUUGAUUAUUCCUCUUUAAAGUAAAUAGCCCUGCUUUUUAAUCCUUUCUGUUAAAGCUUCCUGCUGUAAUUUUAGCACUGCAUUUCUGCCUCUUAAGUUAGGUAUGUUUGUUUGUGGCAUGAAAACAAGAAGCUUACAUUUGGAUUUGACCAUUUUUAUGUUUUUACUGAUUAUUUUACAGUGAAUAUCAUGUUACAAGUGUCCAGGACUGGGCUGCAAAAGAGUCUGACUUAGGUCUAUUAGCACCAAUAUUUAUUCAGAAGCUUUAAAUUUGUUUAUAUUAGACAGGAAUUUCAGCAAAUUGAAAUAGUGGUCAUUUAAAUUAAGAUUGAGAUAUGUAAAUAAUGAGUUUGCUCAAAAGUUGUUCUCUCUAUUUAUACACUCAAACGUAAUACAAAUUAAUCGCAAAAAUACCAUGUACUAACAUCUGGAAAAGCAAUGAAUUUUUAAUCUGCAACAUAAAAAUCUGAAUCCUUAUCAGCUAAAUACUAAAAAACUAGCUGACCCCACCAGCUGUAUGUUCACUCAACCUUUUGCACUAUCCUUCUGUUCGAGGAAAGAUGAAGCGGGUUUUCUUACGCGGUGAAAGAAAUCUUGCUGUGAAGACCUAACCUCAAACUUUUCAGCCCGUAAACACUGGGAUUUGUUCGAUGAUGUCAGGGUGGGCUGGAGGAAUUCUGCCUGCCCCUGGGUGAAGAGGCGUGGUGCCUGGAGGGGCUCAUGCCAAAUGAUGCUUCUUCCCCUUUGGUCAAGAAAUUAUUCCUUUUAAUUCCAUUUUUAACUUAUCUCUGUUCAGGUACAUAAUUCUAUUUAAUGUUUAUUGCCAAACUGAUUGUUUUCUAUUAAAAGUAUAUUUGUUACCCCCUU